UAUCAACGGCCUUACACACGUCACGAUUGCCACCUGGGUCCCUAUUCCCCAACUUCUCCGCAGGGGUAAUGCUACCUACUGAUUAACCGAACGAUCCGCUUUCCUGAUUCGGAUCGAGGCAGGCCACGAUGAAUUUACCAACAAGUAGAUUAGCCUAAGGGAUGAACACGCAAAGGAGACAUCCGGGGAAAUGGCAAUGGUCACAUGAGACUCGUACAAGACAGACCCAGGUAGGAUGAACGGAAUCAAAAUGUUUAUUUACCUCGAGGAUCGCCCACCGGUUGUUAAGUGAUCCUUUGAGGGAAACUACUGGGACAUCUAAGUUAAUAUCGGCUCUUGUGAAAAAAAAGCAAUAUGAAGGCCUUUUCUACACUCGCAACUUUAGUUGCGCUUGGCAGUUGCCAAUCCCUCACCCAGGUCAGCGACUUCAGCGGUACUCCCACGAAGCUAGGCAUGUACUCGUAUGUGCCCAGUAACCUCAAGACCCCAGCGCCCAUUGUCGUAGCUGUACACCAUUGCCAAGGUUCAGCUCAGGGAUACUUCUCUGAGUCCCAAUACGCGCCAUUGGCCAACCAGUACGGCUUCAUCUUGAUCUACCCCAACUCUAGGUCCAGUGGUGGCUGCUUCGAUGUCGCUUCCGACGCUACCUUGAAGCACGAUGGCGGUGGUGACAGCCAAACCAUUGCCAACAUGGUCAAAUACGCCGUACAGAAAUACGGCGGAGACGCAAACAGGACAUAUGUCACUGGAACUAGCUCCGGUGCCAUGAUGACCAACGUCCUUCUCGGAGCCUACCCCGACGUUUUCAAGGCAGGAUCCAUCUACUCCGGUGUUCCAGACGGAUGCUUCGCCGUCCCCGGCUCUACUGCCACUCAGGACCCCCCGGGAUGGAACAACCAGUGCGCCAACGGACAAACCACCAAGACUGCUGCUCAGUGGGGUGACCUCGUGCGAUCUUACUACCCAGGAUAUACCGGCCCUCGUCCCCGAGUCCUAGUCUGGCACGGCACCACUGACAGCACCCUGCGAUACCCCAACUACCAGGAGACACUUAAGCAGUGGUCCAACGUCUUGGGUCUUACCACUUCCAAGGACACCGCCAACACUCCCCAGAGCGGAUACACCCAGACCAUCUACGGCGAUGGCACCGCCACGACAGCGAAGCUUGUUGGAUACAGCGCCCAGGGCGUUGGCCACACUGUGCCUGUUCACCAGAAGGACGAUCUCGCAUUCUUCGGCCUUGCGUAAAGGCAGGAAAAGGGUCACCAAUUGACUAGGGCGAAAAGUUACUUGGCUUUUCCAGUUUGUAAAUAGCGAAAGCUCGGUUAUCUAGCCGAUCAAAAAUUGUUCUUUUCGCAGUACUAUAUUGAGGCUAGCUACUCAGACGUAUAUAUAAGUUUAUUUUGCCUCGUAA
Molecule: messenger RNA, 1414 nt
Organism: Daldinia decipiens
Lineage: Eukaryota; Fungi; Ascomycota; Sordariomycetes; Xylariales; Hypoxylaceae
Product: carbohydrate esterase family 1 protein
Exons: 4
Coding region: 355-1248 (297 amino acids)
Cellular component (GO): extracellular region
Molecular function (GO): hydrolase activity
Source: RefSeq, a predicted model, not a curated record